Echinostoma caproni is the source of this 426-nucleotide messenger RNA. The record is from the annotation of a GenBank genome assembly. Lineage: Eukaryota; Metazoa; Platyhelminthes; Trematoda; Plagiorchiida; Echinostomatidae.
AUGAAGAAAUUGGAGAUUAGGCAAAAACAGUUAGAUUUGGAGAUUGCGACCUUGCACGAUGAAGAGCAUUCUCUCGGAGGAGAUGACGACUAUGGAGAUGAAGUCAUGGAACGAUUAGAACAUGUUAAAGAUUACGUCAACCUUUUGCCGGCGGACCGGCCAUUACCCAACACUACUAUGUCAUCUAACAAAACCACACACACUGCAAGACGACUUCCCGAGUUGAGUCUGAUGGGUUACGCAUCUAUUCUUAACUGCCCCACAACCAUCAAAGGAGUUAUACGGCGUAUCCCCGAGUACAUGCAGCUGAAGUUGGCAGAUGAAAUGACUAGUAGUCGACUACAAGGUACAAAACUCCUAUUCCGCGGUCUUAUCGCAUUUUUGGAAAAUUGUCUCUCCACAGCCACGUACUGUUACGGACAAGGC